Molecule: messenger RNA, 3589 nt
Organism: Spea bombifrons (plains spadefoot toad)
Lineage: Eukaryota; Metazoa; Chordata; Amphibia; Anura; Pelobatidae
Gene: DENND1C
Product: DENN domain containing 1C
Exons: 22
Coding region: 118-2877 (919 amino acids)
Biological process (GO): endocytic recycling; endocytosis
Cellular component (GO): intracellular membrane-bounded organelle; cytosol
Molecular function (GO): guanyl-nucleotide exchange factor activity; phosphatidylinositol phosphate binding
Source: RefSeq, a predicted model, not a curated record
CAGACACCGAGACGCUCGAUGACCCAAGUUUAAGAUCUGUGACGGUGACGACACGCGCAGGGGCAGUGACUGCCAUGAUGAGACGUGCCUGUCUCUGAUAUCUGAAACCAGAGGACCAUGGGCUCCCGCAUCAAGGAAAACCCAGACAGGAUAUUCGAUGGAUUUUUUGAAGUUUUGCGCCCGGCAUCAUGUGAUGAAGAUCCAGUUGUGAGAAGACAGUUUCCCAAACAUCUGGACGAUCAGGACUCUGUGGCCCCGCUAACCAAAUUCUGCUUCCCGUUUUACACGGAGAGGUGGGAGAAUUCUUCUGUCCAGCAUUUCAGUUUCACCUUGACCGAUCUCCAGGGCUACCAACGCAUCGGUUUCUGCCGCCUGUCCCUCCACGCCAAAAGCUGUAUCUGCAUCCUAAGCUGUUUACCUUGGUUUGAACUUUUCUACAAACUUCUCAACAACAUUGCUGAGCUUUUAGUGAAGGAACAGAUCAAUGAGUUGGAUGAUCUCCUACGGUCUCUGUAUCAGCAACCGGUUCCUCCGAUGAACACGGCGCUGAACCUGGAAAUGUUGUCCUGCUUCAUUACUCCUGAUCCUGCGCGACUGCCAUCCAUCCCCGAGAAUAGGAACCUCACCGAGUUCCUGGUGGCUGUCCACGUGGACCCCAUGCUCCAGUUAUACUCCAGCCUCCUGUUUGAGAGAAGAAUCCUCAUCACCUGUAGCAAACUCAGCACUCUCACCGCCUGUGUACAUGCCUCCGCUGGCCUGCUGUACCCCAUGUACUGGCAGCACAUCUUCAUUCCCACCUUGCCACCCCAUCUUCUGGAUUAUGUUGGGGCUCCCAUGCCUUACCUGAUUGGCAUCCACAGCAGUCUAAUGGAGCACGUCAGCACUAAGGCUAUGGAGGAUGUGGUCGUUUUCAAUGUGGACACCAACAACUUGGAGACUCCAUUCCAGGACCUACAGAAUCUGCCCCCACACGUGGUGUCUUUCUUGAAACUCCGCUUGAAGAAGCAGUCGGCACUGAUGGGAGACGGGAUGUCGCGCAUGUUCCUCAGAGCCCAGGCAAUGCUUUUUGGCAGCUAUAGGGAUGCCCUUGUCUGUUCCCCGGGAGAACCGAUAUCAUUCUGCCAGGAGUCCUUUGUGAACCAUAAGUGCAGCGCGACGAGAAGCUUCCUACAGAACGCGGUGCAUCUGCAGCUAUUUACACAGUUCAUAGACAGUCGCUUGGAGAAGUUAAGUGCUGGGGCUGGGUUCACGGACGUCUUUGAGAAGGAGAUAACGAGCUGUGGCCUAUCAGGAAACUCCAAAUCUUAUCAGCUCUGGCUGGACAACCUAAAGAAAGGAAGCGGUUCCCUUAUACAAAAUGUAAAGUCUCGAACGCACCCCGCCGUGAAGAACAUGCUGAGAUAUGCCAAAGGACAAGCGAGGACUGGACUUCAUGGGAUGAGAAGCCGGAUUAAACAAAAGGAACAGCACCAGCUCCAGCGUGGGGUUUCCCUAAAGGAAGACAGGGGCUCAGCAAAGAACCAUGAAAAGUUGCAGUGCCGCUUGCCCAUCACGCAGCACUUUGGACAGUCACGGCCAAGGAGACCUGGAAAGAGAAACAUGGAACCGGAUCCUGAAGAUUCUCUGAGAUACCCCAACGGUGAGCGGAGCGAGGAGAGCGACGCCGUGCCGCAUGCAGUGGAGGAGUUUCCGCUCUUGGAGGAGCAGGGCAUGGACCUCCUGGAGGAAAUCUUUGAGACGCUGAACACGAGAGCGCCCGGGGAGAGCCGUGCGUUAUACGGGACACACAGCCUGGACUUCUUCAACUUAGAGGACAGUCAGUACUUCGCCAGGUCUAUUAGUCCAACAAGCGAGCAAGAUCUAAGCAUGAGCCAGCCUAGAGAUUCAGCCCUUUGGUACCUGCAGGAAGAGGAUGAGGUGUCCUCCGACAACCCCAACUUGUCUCCAGACGUCAUGUCAGUGACAUCAGAGAACUUGCCACCAAACCCAGAGACCACGGAUGACCUUUCACCACCUCCAGAACGUACUCCAUCUCUGCCUGAUCCUAUUACGUCUCGUGACCCAGAGGUCACAUCACCAGCUCUUGAAGAAGACACGAUAAAAGAGGUCAAGUCAGAAACUGAAGAGGUCACAUCGCAAGCUAAAGAGGUCAAGUCACUAGAAAAUGAGUCUCCUCCAUCAACCGAGGUCAGUUCACUCAACGUAGAAGUCCUUCCACCAACCAACGAGAACCCACCGCUAAGCAGAGAGGUCAUUCUACCAACCAAGGAGGUCAAGCCACCAAUAAAGGAAGACUCGUUACCAAUGAAUGAAGCUACGUUGCUAACCAAAGGCAUCCCUUCACCAAACCCAGAGUCUGAUGCCCCCCACAUUAGUUUGGAAAUGAGCAAAACUACUGAAGAUCCAUCGCCGACCCAGCAGAGAGCAAGUGAGAAGGACUCAGAAAGUGGAGACUCCCAUGCAGUUUCCCAAAGUACGGGAGAUCCCUCAGUACUGGCAGCUGUCUCCCGAUUCCAGAGCAGACCUUUGGACUCUCGACUGAUGUGGCCCGGAACAAAGAGGGAGGCAGCCCAGAAGGUGAUAGAUUGGAUUAAUCAGCAGCAGAGAAACACUCAUCCGGUCACCGCACAGAAAUCCAAUUCUCAGACUCACCGUACCUUCGAAACGAUCCAAACGGCCCACCGCACACUCAGCGCACACUCAGGUUUCACCCCGAUGGUCAACGUCCCGAAGCCAGUCAACAGAGCACACAAUGCUCCAGGGACCGUACACUUAAAGAGCGAGGGGGUGAGGCAGGAGGUUACCCCGAAACCGGCAGAUUUGAGUUCACCGUCUCUCCCUAAAGUCUCCGAGCUGAAGAAGAGGUUUGAGGGAUAAACACACGAUGGCAUACGGAGCACCCUCGGGAAUACAAUGACUAGAAAUGCAGGUAUUUUAAUUUAAUAGCUAAAUGCAAGAGCAAAGAAGAAAAAAAAACAAUCACUUGGGUUUCUGAUUAAAAAUAAUUUUAUUUUCUUUUAAAAAAAAAAAAAAUCUCGAUCGGUACAAAAUGAGUCGGGUAAAGAGAGUCUCAUUUGGCAGAAACAUGACCAGGGGAGAAAGGUGGGCUUCUUCUAUCCAAUCACAGCCAAUGAACUGCAAUAAGGCACCUAAUGGGUUUUAUAUAUAAAAUUCUUAUCGUUGGGGCAACCAGCUGAACCUUCCUGCUGAUUGGACCAUUCAACUGGCUGCAUUUAAUAUAUAUAUAUAUAUAGAUACACACACAUGUACACAUAUAUAAGUACCCCCAGCGUAUGGAAGGAACCUUGCCGGCAGGUAAAGGAAAGGCACCUUUAACCAUAAAGUGACCGAGGUCACACUAUACAGAGUGGCUUAACCCAGCGAGUGCCAGAGGGUGAGCGUCACACAAUGCAAUGCAUUACCCAUCUGGUGCUUAAAAGGGAUAAUAUAUUAGCAAGCUGUAUAUUUAACACAUUAUGCGGUAAAAGGAAUAAUAAUAAAAAGGUACAUGUGUUGCAGAUCCGUCGCCCGUGUAUUCUCUGUCCGAAAGAAGAAUAAAUUAUUGAGCAGUUCUGGGGCAAAGUUAAAA